Cynocephalus volans (Philippine flying lemur) is the source of this 453-nucleotide messenger RNA. Its product is annotated as small ribosomal subunit protein eS12-like. Gene Ontology annotation, biological process: translation. Gene Ontology annotation, cellular component: cytosolic small ribosomal subunit; ribosome. The record is from RefSeq and is a predicted model, not a curated record. Gene Ontology annotation, molecular function: structural constituent of ribosome. NCBI's taxonomy places the organism in Eukaryota, Metazoa, Chordata, Mammalia, Dermoptera, Cynocephalidae.
AUGCAACAGUUGGUGCCUGAUUAUGCAUACUCUGCCCUCAGUCACUCAGGAGGCUCAGUCUUACGAAAAUUUACCCCUCUUUCCCAGAGAGGGUCUUGUGGCAUUGUGGACAUUAACAGUGCUUUACAAGAGGUGCUGAAGACCACCCUCAUCUAUGAUGGCCUAGUACGUGGAAUUCACAAAGCUGCCAAAGCCUUAGACAAGUGUGAAGACCAUCUUUAUGUGCUUGCGUCCAACUGUGAUAAGCCUGUGUAUGUCAAGUUGGUGGACUCCCUUUAUGCUGAACACCAAAUCAACCCAAUUAAGGUUGAUGACAAGAAACUAGGGGAAUGGGUAGGUGUCUGUAGAAUGAACAGAGAGGGAAACUGUAAAGUGGUUGGUUGCAGUUGUGUGUAUGGCAAAGAAUCCCAGGCCAAGGAUGUCAUCAAAGAAUACUUCAAAUGGAAGAAAUGA